AUGCAUCAACAUCCACGGUCCCCAGCACCGCAGACGGGGCCCAAUAUCCCCAGACUGACAGCUCGGGACGACCGAGACGACACCGCCCCAAGCUCCCCAACCGUCGAGAUGGGCUCUCACUCGGCCAGGGGGCUGGGAAUAGAACCGGGAUCGCAGUCUUCCGAACAAGCGAGGAAUGCGGCGGUGGGCAAGGAGGCCCUCACCCGAUUAAACCAGAUAAUCUCGAAUUACCACACAAAGGCCGCUUUGAUUAUCCUGCACGCUCGUGUCGCACUGCCUCAAUCCUUCAACAAAGGCUCCGACUCCCCGAGAGUUAACCGCUGGUUUAAUGUCGAGCUAGACGACACAGAUAUCCUUCGAGAACCCCUGCGACCAUGGCGAACCUGCGACGCCACGGAUAAUCGGCCUCCGCCCCUUGUUAUCGAAACAUACCUAGAUACCAAGGGUCUGACAAAUAACCAGAGCUUGGUGAUUUUGGACGAGAACGGGAAGCGAUGGGAUGUGCGUGAGUCGCUCUUGGCUCUUCAGGGCACCCGUGCAAAGCCACACCAGUCGGGGAACGAGGAGAUCGUCUUGGAGCGAUGGAGGAUCGAGCUGGGAGAGGCGACAAGUAGGCCUCCGUCUGACUUGGGAUCCAUCUUGCCCACGGUAUAUAAGAAAAGUAUUGUGCUUUUCCGGUCUCUAUUCACAUACUCCAAGUUCUUGCCUGCAUGGAGAUUCUGCAAACGCAAUAAGACAUUGCGGCAAAGUCCAGCUCUUCAGAUCAAGUACCGCGUUAUGGAUGGAAGCACUUCUCGCGGCGGUUUCUCUUUGGAUAAUUUAACGGCGCCGUUGAGUGAAGGAAAUGAAAAGGUGGUAGACACAUACAGCUUUGGGGUCACAGAGUCACCUGCGGGUCCCUUCACGGUUCAAGUCACCUAUCGCACAAACUGCGACUUCCGUGUUGAUGAUUCAGAGGCGUUGUUGAGUUCUCGGUUCAUGGGCGCUGACGAUGAGAUCUUCCGUCCAUCGUUGCCCUCAGAAGAUAUCAACCGCCUAAAUCCAGAAGUUGGAUCUGUGCCGGUGGAGAGAAGGACUAUGGAGAAUCCAGAUGUCACGCGUGCCUACGGAAGUCUCUCGACGUUCCAUCAGGUUGGUCCAGCGACAGGUGCAAGCCCUAUUUCAGCGCUUCGUGCUCUCAGAGAUUCAGGUGCGGGCUCUCCUUCUCCGACAGAAUCACACAAGAAACUUCUACCUUCUGGCAAGCCUGUUCCAUCUGGACGCGCUGCCCAAAUCGUUGGCGAAACUGGAAGUUCCAACUUCCAACGUCGUCCUUCGAUAUCAUUCCAGCCCUUCAAAGCUCCCCCUCUUUCUGCUUCCCCAGCUUUAGCGGACUCUCCCUUAGGAGUAUCUCCUCGCAACGUGUCUUCACGCAUUCCCACAGGUACAUCUGCCGAUUCGCGCUUCAUGCCGCCUCCCUCUUCUGCCGCAUCGGCACGCAGACCCAUCACCAUUGCCUCCGAACAAGCUAUAUCAUCCUCUAAUUCUGCGUCCCCCAAGCCUGCGCCUCUUUCUCGAUACAGCAGUUCCUUCAGUCACCGACGAGGUCGCCUCUCUGCGGGAGCAAACCGAAUCGACGAUGACAAUAUCUCGAGCGGUAGAGCAAGUGCUACAUCGUCUAAUGCACAGCCCGGCUCGGGCCUGCUUGCAGAAGCUACCGGGACGAGUGCGGAGUCCAUUCACGCAGAUGAUGAGAACAUCUCUGAUUUCCUGAAAAUGCUGGAUUCGAAGAAGGAUCUUAUGAAUACGUCCACCACUGCGUCUACCCAGGCUGGAGCUCGUCAACCAAAUCCCACUGCUACUGCGCUUGCGCGCUUCCGUGGGAUGCGAGAUUCCAAUGCCGCUCUGUCUGACUCAAUGUCACAAUCUAUGCAUCUACAUCGCUCCUCAAUGUCCUCGAGCAAGCAACUGUCAGGGGUUCCACCCAUGGUUGUAGGUACCUCGAUCUCCACAGCCUCCUCUCCAGGAAAACCCAUAUCCCCUCACACGCCUCAUACGCCUCAUACCCCGGCAAUACGCUCUCGUCUCAGCUCAAAUAGUGUUGCCGAUGACAUCGACAUCGAUCACCGUCCAAGAAUCCCUCGCAUUGAACACGACUCGCCAUUGGAAGAACACCCAAGCAUGGAAAGCACGCGCGGCCCCUCUUCAACCGCAGGCGCCAUUGAUAUCCCUACAUCCCCACGAAUUUUCAACCCCGCCUACCGGCGCUCAAGCUCCGCAGCCCAGCGCCGACCACCCGUCACAAGCGACGACGACGAGAUCUUCCCCUUCGGCCUACGUAGCCUAAGUCUUGGCGCCGAUGAACCCCCAACUACAAGCCAAGCCGCCGAACAACAACGGAACACGUCCCAAAAAGAUCACCAAUUACCAACAGAGGACCAAAGCGGCGCAUCUGGAUCUGCAACAGGCCCAUACCGAGACAGCUCAUCCCUCCGCAAUCAGAUGCCCAGUGCAGCUGGCGCCUCUGCCUCUUCCAACCCCCACGUCUACCAGCCCCGCUUCGCCAGCUCCCGCGGCCGCGGCUACUCAGGCGGCCACUCCCUCAGCUCAGCGUCCAGCAGCCUAGCCCGCGGCAACCUCGCACACCUAGCAGAGCGUGACGAUAGGGACGGGAACGCCAGCGGAAGCAACAGCGGCAAUUCGACGCUGGAAAUCCGCCGCGGCAGCGGCCAACGGCCCGGUGCGGGCCGCACGCUGUCUGCGCAGGCCCCUGAAGACGACGAGCCGCUGCUUUUUGCUAUGAGUGAUUUUGGCGCUUCCCGGCGUAGCCUGGAGGAAGGGAGACAUAAUCAUGGUGGCGCGGACUCCACUGGUGGGUCGAGGCGUGGUAGUGGACGACGGGGAGCUGGGCUUCCUGGGUUCCAUGCUUGGGCUUGA
Penicillium soppii is the source of this 2916-nucleotide messenger RNA. RefSeq lists its product as uncharacterized. Gene Ontology annotation, biological process: mitophagy; protein localization to phagophore assembly site; autophagosome assembly. Bases 1 to 2916 code for a protein of 971 amino acids. The transcript has 3 exons. Gene Ontology annotation, cellular component: cytosol; Atg1/ULK1 kinase complex; extrinsic component of membrane. The record is from RefSeq and is a predicted model, not a curated record. NCBI's taxonomy places the organism in Eukaryota, Fungi, Ascomycota, Eurotiomycetes, Eurotiales, Aspergillaceae.